CUGUACGUGGACUAACGGUCUGUACGUGGACUAACGGCGACUCUUUGCUGCAGUCCAUGUUGCUGAUUGGAGGCGACAUGGGAGACAUUUAUCCUGGAGACAGCCGGAACCUCACGGCCUACUACCCAAAUUUGUACCUCGUGGACCGGGUUGGUUACUGCGAGUUCGAAAUUGCAGUGCCGGAUGGCGAGAAGCUGAUUCACACGGUUGCUUUCAACACAACGGUGCCCAGGGCAGGAUCCAAUGCGCCCGCCUUCCUUCGUGACUUCUUCAGUCCGACCGAGCUGAAGACCUGUCACAGCCCCGACUUGGACCCGACACGGUCGUGUCAGCCCGUGCUGUGCGACGUCAAGUACAACGGCGUGCGCAACUUCUUCAACGAGACGAGCCAACGCUGCGAGGCCACGGCCAACUGCUGGGACAACGCGGAAGAGGAGAUGGUGUAUCUGGCUGGCAGCAACACCUGCCGACGCGUGGGCGAGGUUCUGUCGGACGAAGAGUUGGAGUUCUUCGAGAGCUUCCAGGACAAGAAGCCACCACUUCGAUCUAUGCACGGGUACCCCAUUAAGGUGAACUGCCACGAGGGACGUCCGGAUCCCGCGAGCGACUGGUGCCUGUGCGACCCGGGAUGGGAGAGCGACCCGCUGGACCACGACGGCUUCAACCCGGACCUGAUGGUGUACCACAUGUGCACCGUUUACAUCGGUGUGACCACGGCCGCCACCAACUUCUCCUCGCCGACCCACCGCCACCGGCACCACAAGAAGGGUUUCCUCGCCAACAUUCCCAAGAAGCGCCGCCGAGGAGAGCUGGAGCGCAAAGCAGUGCUGAUGGCGCCAUCGAAAUCUCGAGGCUGGGCCUCGGCGGACGGCGGUAGAGCCGAUAUUGCGACUGCGGAAGACUACGCUGCUUCUGGCCACUCUGGAGCCGAUGAAGACGGCCCUUCUUGGUACACCUCGUACUUCAGCGACGCCCAAAUGAAGAACAUAGUGCUACCCGUGCUUAUUGUGGCGGUGACGCUGUUGUCGUGCCUCGUGAUUGUCCUGUGCAUCUUCGUCGCCACCGAGUGCCAGAAGGUCAACGUGGUCUCAAAGGGUGGCGAUGUGGGCUUGGCAGUACAUUCCGACUAAAGCGAGUUAAGCGCGAAAAAUCACGAGGGCGAAGAGAGAGCACGGUGGACACACAGGCGUUCGUUCAUUCGUUCGCUCAUGCGUAUGUGGGUCCAUUUUGCCUUCUUUUGUCCUUGCUUUUUUUUUUUUGCGCUUAACUCCCUUUAGUUGUGUUAAAUGAUUCGUCGCUCUGAACUCUGAAGCAUCACGCUACUGCGAGGAUCUCUGCUUCUUAUUUAAUUUUAUUGCCGUGGUGCUUGACGCCGUAGUAUACAAACAUAGGAGUGAGGUUGUUACUCCAAGGACAGAAAAGGAAAAGAAAAUUACUUAUAAAAAUGUAUUCGCUUCUUUAUCAAGGCAACGUCGCCAAACGCAUUGCUUUACUUUGUGGAAUCAAUCAAGAUUUGAAGCUGGCGUUCCUUUCUGUACGUUUUUACACUUUUAAAUCUGUGCAUCGUUUCUCAGAGAGCAAGAAAACAAAUAAAUAAAUAAAUUGGGCUGAGAUACAAACACAUGGAACCCCACUUGCUUAUCAUUGCAAGAGUAUCGCACAAGCUUGCUCUAUGGGGUCAAGAUGUAUCGAGUGUACCAGUAAAUCUAAUUGUUAACAAGGCCAUAUCGUUUCUAACUCGUGUAGAUAUAUUUAUUGCAUGACAUAUUAUUGAACCGGUACUCUAUCAAGAGUGAUUUCAUGCCAUCAUCCAACAAAGGAAACUUAAGCACACAUUGUACUGCUGCUUCCAAUAAGUAUGUAUUAAAAUGCACACUCCUUCAAGAUGAUGGGACUUCGGGAUAGAAGCUGGAGCUGGCGUAAUUCAGGGACGAACGUAAUCGUACCAAUGAACAGUAUAGGUUCCACUUUUAAAGGGAACGCAUAAUUAUUAUUGAAACCAACAUAACGUGAACGCAUCAUCUUCAUUGGCAGAAAGUGCCUGUAAGGAUGCGUUAGG
Molecule: messenger RNA, 2059 nt
Organism: Dermacentor silvarum
Lineage: Eukaryota; Metazoa; Arthropoda; Arachnida; Ixodida; Ixodidae
Exons: 7
Coding region: 57-1130 (357 amino acids)
Source: RefSeq, a predicted model, not a curated record